UUGACUGUUGUCUUGACUGGAGGAGAUAGAGAACAUUUUGAGGUCCGAAAGAAAAGAAAGUGUGCUCUACAAAUCAUCGAAACUGGUGCAAACUUGGCCAAAGCGUAUUUUAACCACCACUGUAAUGGCGAGAAAGAAAAGCAAGCAGCAAGGGGUCGCUCAGAAGGAGCUUGCGCCUGGACAGCAGACCGCACCGAAGAGCCCAGUCUCUCCCGGCGAUGCAGCUGACGGUGGCGGCGGAGAUGCUGGGCUGGAUAGGUUGGCUACUACCAGGGCGAACCAGCCUAUGCACACCUGCUGCCUCCUGUGCCACCGAGAGUUUAAGGACUGGGGAGCAGGCUCGGUGAACGGACUCCCCGGUGGCCAUGGGACCAAGCUGGCUGAUGCUGUGCCCGCGCUCUCCCAGGCCUUAUUGCGGGAGGCGCCAGGGCGUAAGCUUGCUGAUGCAGUGCCCUCGCUGUCUCAGUCUCUGCUGGGAGAGGUGCCUCUGUGGAUAUGUCAGAGCUGCUGUAAGAGUGUGGAAGAGGAGGAGAGGCGGAGCACCCAGGAGCAACCCACGCCGGUACCAUUGUCACACUCUUCCUCCUGUAAGUCCCAGAGCUGUGGGAACGGUUACCCGGAGCAAAGUACUGUGGAUUGGGACCCGAGUUCCUUCCUGUCAGCCCACAAACUGUCAGGUCUCUGGAACUCUGCCCACACCAACGGAGGGGAACACUGCAACCACAACACUUCUUCACACUCACAACAAGGUAUAACAGCUGGAUCAGCCUGUCAUGAGAAAAGAGGACUUCAUGAAGCACCUGGGAAAUCUGCUAAAACGUCGGGGACUAAAGUCUGUCCCUACAGUCACCCGUCAUCCCAAAAUUCCAGCGGAUCUUCUGCUGGGAACCCCCUGUCUACCUCAGCAGACCUUUGUAAGACCACUCCCAAGCACUUCAAGACCAUGUGCCGUCGACCAACACCACCAGGUGAAGCCUUUCACCCCAGUGACCACCAUCAACACACAGACUUGUCGGUACCCCCCAACAGUCCCACUGGCCUGUCUUCCCAGCAUUCCUCCCUCCUGCCCCCAAAGCUGAACUCUGGGCAGCACGGCCACGUAACGUCCUCGUCCGGCACCGGGGUGGCAGCCCACGCUCCCUUCUCUCCGCUGGUACCAAACCUCCACAGCCCCACCGCCAAACUCAACUCUUCCAGUCCAGACAGCCCAACAUCUGUCCAUAAGCCCAGCCCGUGCAAAAACUCCCACAUUCCUGCCGUGAACACGCAACACAGCAAACUGGGCACGUCUAUCAUGGGCUGUAACCACCCGUGUAAUGGACACAGUGCAGGGACGGUGGCCACUUCAAAUGUGGGCCACCUGACAGCUGGGGCCUGCAGGGACCAAGCAUGUAAGGGGCACAAAAUGACGAACGGGACGUUGUGCCACCCGUCGUCUGAGCUGGAGGAGGGGGAGGAUGAAGACAGCAGCUCUGAGAGGAGCUCCUGUGCCUCCUCUUCCACCAACCAGAAGGACGGGAAGUACUGCGACUGCUGCUACUGCGAGUUCUUUGGACACAACGCGCCUCCAGCUGCACCAACCAGCCGAAACUACGCUGAGAUCCGAGAGAAGCUCCGCUCCCGUCUGACCCGGCGUAAAGAGGAGCUCCCUCAGCGUCAGGAUUCAGAACUGACCGUGACCGGUGCCAUCGACAACCGGGACGUAGAUGAGCUGCUGGACUUUAUUAACAGUUCUGAGCCCAAACCUGUCAACAGUGCCAAGGCGGCCAAAAGGGCCCGACACAAACAAAAAAAGAAGGAAAAGGCUCAGCAGGGCAUGGGUGCUGCAGGCAGUGACCCCAACUCCAAUCCAUGCGAGCCUGUCGAUGACAACGAGCCCCUCCCUGACGGUUCAGAAGCCAGUCGGUUGCUUGAUUGGCCCCAGCUGGAGCUCGAGCGUGUCAACAGUUUCCUUACCAGUCGGCUCGAAGAGAUUAAGAACACCAUAAAAGACUCAAUCCGGGCCUCGUUUAGCAUGUACGACCUCAAUCUGGAUGUUAAUGACUUCCCAAAGAAGGCGGCCACGUUGGAGGGCAACCAUUUACUGUCGCAUCUCAAUGGUUCCUCUGACCUGCAGCAGAUAGACCUCGACUUGGCCCCUCUUUCACUGGGAACCUUUAAGAGCCACCUGGACCUGGUUAAUGGAUGGGAGGACACAACCACAGUCUCCUCCCCUAACACCCCCAGCACCACCACCACUUCCACGGCAUCAGGGGUCCCUGCUGGACCAAAGGACAUUCAGCGAUUGCACACUACCCCCAGUCUCUCAAAGCUCAUAAGGGUUCGGUCCCCAGAAAGAUGCACUUCCACUGGAUCUGACGGUUCGCCACAGGUGCCAGCUCAAGCUACAGCUAAGUCAAACGAGGAUGCCCCUGAUCCCAGGAACUCAACAGCUGGGAACGGUGGUGCAAAGACAAAGAAGAAUAAAAAGCAGCAGCAAAGACAGGAGCAAUCCGUGUCGGAGCAAAAUUCCAACAAACACACCAAAGCUGCCUCCGGGAAUGACGUGCAGAAAAGCAACGAGUGUAAAGAAACGUCUUCUAACGGCUCAAAAGCUGGGAACAAACAGCCCCAGCACUCUGCGGACAACCAGAGAAAUGGGCCCAAGAAAGCUGAGGAGGGCAGAUUUUCUAAACAUGCGGCAAACGGUGGCCUCUCGAAUGCACAACGGGGGAAAGGUGACACAGAAACAAGAGGAGGUCGGUCCGAGCAGGAUUCAGAAAGCAAAGCUCACCCCACCGUUCCAGCAAAUGGGCAGCAACAGCAGCAAGCCAGGGGGAAAAAUAAGAAGAACAAGAACAAGGGUGAAAAAUCUGGCGGUGCUAUCGAUGAUGUAUUUCUCCCGAAAGAUGUCGAUCCAAAAGAAAUGGAUGAGAGUGAUCGGGAAGUGGAAUACUUCAAAAGGUUUUGCCUUGAUUCUGCAAAACAAACUCGCCAGAAGGUAGCAGUGAAUUGGUCCAACUUCAGCCUCAAAAAGGUUCCUUCCAAUGCAGCUCAAUAACUUGGACGAGUGCCAGAAAAACAACUUCACACCACAAACUCUUUCAGUAGAGCCCUGUUUGGCCUGAGGCCUUCUCCCAUUCCUUCUCUUCCUUACUAAGCCAAGGGACCCUGGUUCAAAAAUCAUACUUUCCAUUCAGAGGACUGAAACAUAACUUGUGGCUGACAAGCCAGGGAUCAUUCUCAAGGCCAACUGUACCCUUUGCUAUGUUCACUAAAUGAGAGAUGCAAAAAUGGAAAAAAAAGUCUGUUGAAUCCACUGCAUCCAUGUGCUUACGUAUGUAGUAUGUAAACAAUUACCUUAAAUGAAAUAAAUGUUUUUAUCACAAA
Anarrhichthys ocellatus (wolf-eel) is the source of this 3369-nucleotide messenger RNA. RefSeq names its product family with sequence similarity 193 member B (gene fam193b). The record is from RefSeq and is a predicted model, not a curated record. NCBI's taxonomy places the organism in Eukaryota, Metazoa, Chordata, Actinopteri, Perciformes, Anarhichadidae. Gene Ontology annotation, cellular component: nucleus; cytoplasm. The coding region runs from base 125 to 3040 and encodes 971 amino acids. The transcript is spliced from 10 exons.